AUGGCAAGGAAUUGGUGGGGGAAAAUGAUGACUCCUAUGCAAAAGGUUUGGGCAAAACUCUCUAAAAGGAUUUGCUCGCGGAAAAAUGGUAUCAUCAAGCUUCACCAAGAUGUGAGGUCAUGUGAGUAUGAAGAUGUACACAUUUUGUGGGACAUGCUCAAGAGGAAAGAGGUGGACUUAACAAUUGAAAGGGAGCCUUUUUGGAGGCUCCACUGGUCGAAGUGCUCCCCUUUGCUCUGUUGUGCUGUUUGA
Striga hermonthica is the source of this 252-nucleotide messenger RNA. The record is from the annotation of a GenBank genome assembly. NCBI's taxonomy places the organism in Eukaryota, Viridiplantae, Streptophyta, Magnoliopsida, Lamiales, Orobanchaceae.